AUCCCCUCAUUGAAGCGCGAUCAUCGUUUUCUUGACUUUGCCAGUUAACCCGUUACCAGAGUAAAUUCUGUAAAUAGUUCAACUGAAAUUGUUACUAUGGCAUGAAAAUGAAUCGUUGUUGAAAUUACCUCCGAGUAAAGCUAGCAGGUCUACGCCUCUUUUUUACUGUGCACAUGUAACAUUUGUAGGAUUUCCUUCACACAGUUUAAGCCGUAGUAGGUCAUGUAAACUAAGUACGUAGCUAGCUAGUUACAGUGAGUUAGAAAGCAAGGUGCUAGAUACUUCAGACGACUGCUAUCCAUCGCUACCGCUACAAGACUAUUGUCUGCCCACCCGGCUACUGAUCCUUUCAAUGGCUGCUGCAAACAAACGUACGCUUUCGGGCAUCGAAGAUGUGAGAGACAGAAAAGCAAAGGUUAUUAAAGACAGCGGUGAGAAGAGACACAUCGCAGCCCUGAUCCUGGCGAGGGGAGGCAGUAAGGGGAUCCCCUUGAAGAAUAUCAAAAUGCUCGCCGGUGUCCCCAUCAGCGGAUGGGUUCUGAGAGCUGCAGUGGACUCCAAACAGUUUGACAGUGUGUGGGUAUCAACUGACCAUGAUGACAUUGAGAAGGUAGCCAAGGCAUGGGGAGCUCAGGUUCACCGCAGGAGCCCAGAGGUGUCCAAAGACUCCUCCAGCUCUCUUGACACCAUCCAGGAAUUCGCCCGAUUAAACCCAGAGGUGGAUGUGAUCUGUCACAUCCAGGCCACGUCUCCCUGCCUGCACCCCUUCCACCUGAAGGAGGCCCUGGAGAUGAUCACCAAGCAGGGCUUCACGUCCGUCUUAUCCGUGGUCCGACUACACCACUUCCGCUGGCAGGAGGUGAAGAAAGGAG
This is a messenger RNA of Oncorhynchus kisutch (coho salmon), 872 nucleotides long. RefSeq names its product N-acylneuraminate cytidylyltransferase-like. The annotation marks the transcript as partial. The transcript has 3 exons. The record is from RefSeq and is a predicted model, not a curated record. Lineage: Eukaryota; Metazoa; Chordata; Actinopteri; Salmoniformes; Salmonidae. Gene Ontology annotation, molecular function: N-acylneuraminate cytidylyltransferase activity.